GCAGGCGGGGCAGCGUGGUGACGUCUCCACGCGGGGCGCGGGGUCGUAGCGCGCGCUCGCAGACGCGGCAGUAUUAAAUUGCUGCAGGCGCGGCGGGCUGGUUGUUGGUUUCCUCCGUGUCAAGCAUUCGUGAGUCAGUUUUCCAGCUCGCUCUCAUCUUCUGAAGCCUAAGCCGGCUACACCUUCCUCCUUCCUUCCGCCAGCAGCCGUGUCGUUGCGACUCCGCCACCAUGUUCGAGGCGCGCCUGGUCCAGGGCUCCAUCUUGAAGAAGGUGCUUGAGGCGCUUAAGGACCUCAUCAACGAGGCCUGCUGGGACAUCAGCUCGAGCGGCGUGAACCUGCAGAGCAUGGACUCGUCCCAUGUCUCCUUGGUGCAGCUCACCCUGCGCUCCGAGGGCUUCGACACGUACCGCUGCGACCGCAACUUGGCCAUGGGCGUGAACCUCACCAGCAUGUCCAAAAUACUGAAAUGUGCUGGCAAUGAAGACAUCAUUACACUAAGGGCUGAAGAUAACGCGGACACCUUGGCACUAGUAUUUGAAGCUCCAAAUCAAGAAAAGGUUUCAGACUAUGAAAUGAAGUUAAUGGAUUUAGAUGUUGAACAACUUGGAAUUCCAGAACAAGAGUACAGCUGUGUAGUAAAGAUGCCUUCUGGUGAAUUUGCACGUAUAUGCCGAGAUCUCAGUCAUAUUGGAGAUGCUGUUGUAAUUUCCUGUGCAAAAGAUGGAGUGAAAUUUUCUGCAAGUGGAGAACUUGGAAAUGGAAAUAUUAAGUUGUCACAAACGAGUAAUGUUGAUAAAGAAGAGGAGGCCGUUACCAUAGAGAUGAAUGAACCAGUUCAGCUAACUUUUGCACUGAGGUACCUGAACUUCUUUACAAAAGCCACUCCACUCUCUCCUACAGUAACACUCAGUAUGUCUGCAGAUGUACCCCUUGUCGUAGAGUAUAAAAUUGCUGAUAUGGGACAUUUAAAGUACUAUUUGGCUCCCAAGAUCGAGGAUGAAGAAGGAUCUUAGACAUUCUUAAAAUUCAAGGAAAUAAAACUAAGCUCUUUGAGAACUGCUUCUGAGAUGCCAGCACAUACUUAAGCCUCUUUUGUCUUUGUACCUCUGAGUACAUAUGUAGAUAUUGUUUUCUGUAAAUAACUUUUUUUUUUCUCUAUUCUCUACAGUUUGUUCAAAGAGUAAAGUCCAAAGUCAAAUCUGGUCUUGUUAACCUAGUAAUAACUUUGCCUUACCUAGGAAUACUCGUUAUAAUUUUUAUAAACAAAAGGGUUUUGACUCUAAAUGCAGUUUUAAGUAUUGUUUUCAAUUUAAAUAAAAGUCAUUUGAAUUUCAAGCAUCA
Molecule: messenger RNA, 1344 nt
Organism: Balaenoptera ricei (Rice's whale)
Lineage: Eukaryota; Metazoa; Chordata; Mammalia; Artiodactyla; Balaenopteridae
Gene: PCNA
Product: proliferating cell nuclear antigen
Exons: 6
Coding region: 231-1016 (261 amino acids)
Biological process (GO): translesion synthesis; mismatch repair; leading strand elongation
Cellular component (GO): PCNA complex
Molecular function (GO): DNA binding; DNA polymerase processivity factor activity
Source: RefSeq, a predicted model, not a curated record